Molecule: messenger RNA, 2966 nt
Organism: Passer domesticus (house sparrow)
Lineage: Eukaryota; Metazoa; Chordata; Aves; Passeriformes; Passeridae
Gene: GPC3
Product: glypican 3
Exons: 9
Coding region: 137-1978 (613 amino acids)
Biological process (GO): positive regulation of canonical Wnt signaling pathway; regulation of protein localization to membrane; cell migration
Cellular component (GO): extracellular region; plasma membrane; cell surface
Source: RefSeq, a predicted model, not a curated record
CGGGGCCGGGACCGGCGCCCCGGGAGCGCCGCGCGAGGCGCGGGGCUGCGCUCCGCUCCGCCGCUCCGCUCCCGGCACCGGCACGGCUGGCAUGCCCGCUGGCAGCGCCUAGAGGAGCUCCCGCUGGCCCGGCAGGAUGUCGGGGAGCGGCGGAGUGCCGCUGCUGCUGCCGCUGCUGGCGGCCGCGCUGCUCGGUGCCCCGGCGGCCGCGCAGCCGGUGGGAGAAGCCGCCUGCCGCCCGGUCCGCGCCGCCUUCCAGGUGCUGCAGCCCGGAGCCAAGUGGGUGCCCGAGAGCCCCGUGCCAGGGACUGAUCUGCAGGUGUGUGUCCCGAAGGGCUCCACGUGCUGCUCCAGGAGGAUGGAGGAGAAGUACCAGGCAGCUGCCCGCCUGCACAUGGAGCAGCUGCUGCAGGCUGCCAGCAUGGAGCUGAAAUUCCUGGUCAUCCAGAACGCUGCUGUCUUCCAAGAAGCCUUCGAAAUUGUAGUGCGACAUGCAAGAAACUUCACCAACAGCAUGUUUAGGACCUACUACCAGAGCAUGGGGCCCAGGGCUCUUAAAUUUGUUGGAGAACUUUUUACUGAUAUCUCGCUGUACAUACUGGGCUCUGACAUCAGUGUCAAUGACAUGAUAAAUGAAUUUUUUGACAGUUUGUUCCCUUUGGUUUACUCCCACUUGAUCAACCCUGGCUUGCCCGAUCCCUCUGUGGAAAUGACCGAAUGUCUGCGGGCGGCCAGGAGAGACCUCAAAGCCUUUGGGAGCUACCCGAAGACGAUGAUGACGCAGGUGUCCAAGUCCCUGCAGACCACUCGAGUCUUUCUGCAGGCUCUGAACCUGGGCAUCGAGGUGAUAAACACCACUGACCACCUGAAGUUCAGCAAGGAGUGCGGGCGGGCGAUGCUGAAGAUGUGGUACUGCUCCCACUGCCAGGGGCUGCUGCUGGCCAAGCCCUGCGCCGGCUACUGCGGGGCGGUGCUGCAGGGCUGCCUGGCGGGCGUCCUGGAGAUCCACAGCCUCUGGAAGGAGUACAUCCAGGCUCUGGAGGGGCUGACCAGGGGCAUGCAUGGCAUCUACGACAUGGAGCACGUCCUGCUGAGCCUGUUCUCCGUGGUGCGCGACGCCGUCGUCCACGCGCAGAAGAACGAAGGGAAGCUCUCGACAGCUAUCAGCCGGUUGUGUGGCCACGCUCAGCAGAGGCAGAUCCGAUCAGCUAAUUAUCCAGAAGACCUUUUCAUUGACAAGAAAGUCCUGAAAGUGACUCACGUUGAGCAAGAAGAAACUUUGUCGAGCAGGAGGAGGGAACUGAUUGCAAAGCUGAAGUCCCACAGCAGUUUUUACAGCAGCUUGCCAGAGUACAUCUGCAACCACAGCUCUGCUGUUCAGAAUGACACCCUUUGCUGGAAUGGACAAGAAGUCGUGGAGAGGUACAGUCCCCAGAUCACAAGGAAUGGAGCAAAAGCCCAGGCUGGCAACCAUGAGGUGAAGGUGAAAGGUCCAGAGCCAGUGAUCAGCCAGAUUAUUGACAAGCUGAAACACAUCAACCAGCUGCUCAGAGGGAUGACUUUGUCCCGCCGAAAAGCUCCGGGAAAAGCCGCAGAGGAGGAGGAGGAGAGCGGAGACUGCGACGAUGAAGAUGAGUGCGGCAGAGGCUCUGGGGACGGCGAGCUGCGAGUGAGGAACCAGCUCCGCUUCUUAGCAGGUGCUUUGUUCAGCUUGAGCAAAUUGGCAGGGGAGAACUCCUCCCUUCCAAAGGGUUUCCCGAGCCUUGCAGAUGGAGUUGGUGAUGCCUUGAGGAUGAGGAGAGAGCUGGCCUAUGACCUGGACAUGGAUGACAUCUCUGCAAAUAAGCAGCUUCUGAAUCAGCAAAGCAAAGAUGGUGCUGCAGUCCCCAGCAGCGACCCUGGCAGUGCAGCCACCCACCCCAGGCCUGCUGCUGGCAUUGCCCUGCUCCUCCUGCUGCUGCUGGGCCACCAGCCAUGAGCAGUGCUGGUGGCAUCACUCCGUGUCUCUCCACGCCUUUUUUUAGUGAGGAAGAUACUCGGAACCUCUUCUGAAAUAUAUGCACAUUUCCAAAAACAGGACAAAUGCCUUGAGUCAGUUUUUCAAGACUCUUCACAGAAAAAAAAAAAACAUUUAAAAACGUCUUGGUUCAUGGCAAACUAGUAAAUAUCUAACAGUGCUUUUUAAAGAUAAUCCUGUUAAAUAUAAGCAGGUUCAUAUUAAAUUGUGUUCCUUGCAUUUUUUGAGCACUGAGGUCUCCCUUGCUGUUAAGGUGACGACCAUAUUUCAUUUUGAGUUGUUCAAACAUGCAUGGGGUACAGAACACCUAUGGUUUAUUAAAUACUCUCUGCAAAUAUCAUGCCCCUGAUUCCUAGUUGACUUAAUACAGAUUUUUUCUGUAGUUCAACUGGUUUUUGUACUUACUCCAAAUUCAAGUCUCACCCCUGGGAAUCUGGUCAGGACAUAACAGAGAGCAGGUGAAGACAGGGGAGAGAGAAGAUCAGACACUCAGCAGGAGAAAGAUGCUGUGGAAGAGAAGCUGUCCUGCACUGGGAUUGAGGUGAAGAUCUGCUCCCCUGGGCACAAAGCCCACCCGCCCCAUGGCAAGUUGCAGGCGAUUUUGCUGCUCCCAGCCAGGUUCUGAAGCCCUUCAGUGCAGCUGGCUGAUCCCCACCAGCAUCCUGGUGGCACACGCAACAACCUGGUUUCAUUCUUCAGAAGUGAAGCACCUCCUUUCCCACGGGAAACCUGCAAGCACAGCUCCAGCCAAAGGACCGACGGCGGGGUGUACGCGCUGUGCUCGCGGGGUGAACAAUGACAGUCCAACGUGCUGUGCUGUGAAAGGGGAGAAGAAAAGGAUUUACAGCCUUUUACAGGAGCCUGAGGCAGAUGAGACUCUUACUCAUGUGUUUCUUUGCAUGUUCCUUUACGUAAGCUAUCUCUAAAAUAAAGAUUGGUUGCUCUGUAA